Paramecium octaurelia is the source of this 1799-nucleotide messenger RNA. The record is from the annotation of a GenBank genome assembly. NCBI's taxonomy places the organism in Eukaryota, Ciliophora, Oligohymenophorea, Peniculida, Parameciidae.
AUGAAGUUUAAUUUGGUACACAAUCAAUUAAACAAAAUCACAAGAAAAAAUGUUUAAAAAAAAAACAAUUCUAAGAAAAUAUUGGAUCGUUUGCAUAACAUGCUAAUGCACCAUACUCUAAAAUAUCACAAAAAGUAUAAAUAACUAUAAACUGCAAAAUCAAAUUGCAGUAAAUUGGAUUCUUUUUAUUUAUGGUUUGAAUAAAGAAGCACAUAAAAAAUCACACAUUAUUUGAGAAUGUUAAUUUCAAAAUAAAUUUCUAUAAUUUUGUCAAUAAUAAUAAUUUUCUUCUGUGGUUAAAUGAAGUUAGGUGAUUAUUUGAUGAAUUCUUUUCCAAAUUACAAUCCUGAAUUUUAACUUUUUAUUUUAUUCAACAAAAGAACCGACAUUGUUAUAACUAUCAAAUAGGGUUCUAUCUAAAUUUUUACAGAGUGGAGAAACAAUUGGGAUGUGGUAUUAAAUAAUAUGAUUAUUUUUAAGGGAAAUUCUGAGAGAUUCGAUUAGGUAUUCAUAAAAGUACAUUAUUUAAAAGAGCAAUGAAAUUGGUAAGAAAAAUAGUGUACGAUAAUUGCUUAAAGUAGACUAGAAAAACAUGCUAUCAAAAACCAAUAUCCUGAAAGAAUAAGAUCAUCCUAACAUAAUUAAAAUUUAUGAACUAUUUUCGGAUGAAAAAUAUUAUUAUCUAAUAAUGAGUAAGUGUUAUAAGCAUAAUUAGAUAAUUAGAUACACACCAGAACCUUUGACAGAGAAAAUUGUUGCAGAAUAUAUGCGACAAAUAUUAGGCUGUGUAGUAUAUAUUGAAUGAGAAAAAAUUUGUUCAUAUAUAAAUCCAGAAAAUAUCAUUUUUGAAAGCAUGACACCCAGUUGGAAUUUGAAAAAUAUUGAUUUUGUGACAUCUUGCAAAAUUGAAUUUUUAACUUUAAGAAUAGAACUGUAUUAUAUUGCCCCUGAAGUAUUGAAAAGAAAUUUUAAUGAAAAAUGUGGUGAGUUGAGGAGUGAUAUUUUAUCUAUUGUUAUGUGGGUAUCCACCAUUUGGACAAGAAGACAAAGAGAUUUAGAAAGUAUUCAAUUAGGGAAAUAAGAAUUUGAACGUAUUAUUUUCAAUUAAGGUUUAUAGCUGAGGAUUGGACAACUAGAUCAGAUGAUUCAAAAAAUAUGAUAAGUAAGAUGAUUACUCUAGAUUCUACUAAAAGAAUUUCAGCUUAAGAGGCUUUUAAUGAUCCAUUGAUUUAAGAAUGCACCAAUGGUUCAUUGUAAUUUUAGAGCAGUUAAAAAUUUGGCUUCCUUUUUUGUACACUAUUCUUACUAUUACUAAUAUCAAAUCAUGCAGAAAGCUACAUUAAUGCAAAUCAUUUCAACUAAUUUCAUGACAAUUAGGAAAAAGAAGAUUGCUUUAAGAGUUCAAAAAAAAUAGACAAAGAUGGCAAAGGUUAAAUUAGGAAGGAAGAUUUAAUUUUAGGUAAGCAUAAGAUAAUCAUAGUCUAUCUGAAAAAAUAUAAUGAUACCAAAAUGAAUUAAAUAUUUAAUGAUAUCUUUGAAAAAGUAGAUAGGUACAUUGGAUUUUAUAUAAUUUAUUACAGCAGCUAUUGAUGAGGAGAAAUUAUUAAAUAAGAAUAGAUUAAAAUAAGCAUUUAAGAUGUUUGACUUAGUAAAUUAUUUAAUCAAUUUUAAUGCCGUGGGUAUUUAAUAAAGAUGAUUUUAAAGUACUUAUUCAGGAAUAAAUCAAAAUCUUUGGAACGAAAUCUUAGCUUUGUGUGGUUCUGAUGUUAAUGGUUAGCUUUCUUAAUAGGAAUUAUUGA